Messenger RNA from Lodderomyces margitis, 2751 nucleotides. RefSeq lists its product as uncharacterized. Gene Ontology annotation, biological process: TORC2 signaling. Gene Ontology annotation, cellular component: plasma membrane; TORC2 complex; cytoplasm. NCBI's taxonomy places the organism in Eukaryota, Fungi, Ascomycota, Pichiomycetes, Serinales, Debaryomycetaceae. Gene Ontology annotation, molecular function: phosphatidylinositol-4,5-bisphosphate binding. The transcript has a single exon. The record is from RefSeq and is a predicted model, not a curated record. The coding region runs from base 1 to 2751 and encodes 916 amino acids.
AUGGCGUUUCCCUUGGAUCAAGCUCAGUUGUUGAAUCAUUUAAGAACGUCCUACCUUUCUUUGGGCGACGAAUCGGAAUACUUUAAGAGGAUAAUUGCUCCAAGCAAUCCUGGUGAUGAGAUUGUUUCAGAGAGAGGGGUACUGAACUGUCCAUUGCAGAACUCUCCUCCAAUAACGUUUGAGAUUGGAAGUCAUGUAAAGAGGACAAUCGACAGUAGUCCAUUCAGAGAAAGGAAAGGUCGAAGUCAAGCAGGAGAAAGUUCAAGAAGACGAAGGAGUAAAGCCAAACGCGAUUCACAAGACUCAAUGAAAAAUGUAGCACAGCUACUGGAAUCAGAUUCACUAGGACUUAGUUUAGAUGAUGAGCCGAUAAACAAUAAUACUACAAACUCCGCCUUAUCCGAAAGGUAUCAAGAGAGCACUGAAAAUGGAUUGAAUGAUAUACAAGAAGAUGAAACAAAAUUACUGAGCCAGCACCAUUUUGGGGCUUUGCAUUCCAAACAUAACAAGAGGAAAGGAAAGACAAAGUCUAAGCUGAAAAUCCCUAUUGUCAAGUUCUUUAAAUCGGGGAAGGAUGAAAUAUCUGACUCUGAUAGCAGUGACGAUGAAAGAAGGGGAUCUGUCAUAACGUACAAAUCAUCCUCGCUCAAUACGUCAAAAGAAGAUCUUACUGAUAAAGAGAGUACUUCUGUUGGCAGACAAAGUCUCGAGCAACAGCAGCUCGCAGACCAUAGAGGUCUGCCAUCUGUCCAAGUUCAAGAUAAUGCAAGUUCUUUUGGAUUUAACGACAAGUUCAGUGAGGUGACGACGGAUGAUGAGGGAGAUGGUGAUCAUCCUUUCGAAUCUGACGAAGAAAUUUCUGACGACUCAGAGUUUACUGAUUUGGAUAAUGAUACAAUUUUGGACUCAUUUUCUAGGUCAGACUCCAUCACCAAUGCAUUAGAUAAACUGAUACAGAAUAAAAAUAGCGUUGUUCGUCAGUUUAGUUUGAAUAGGAAGAAGAGAGCAAAUACAUUUGGAGACCAUACGGUUCCAAAAAAUCUUGGGGCUAACUACUUGAACAGUCAAACUGCAGGAUCCAAUUUGUCUCAAGUGCGAUCAUUUGGAAAUUUGGUAGAGUUGGAGAGACCCUCGCUAUCUUUUCCAAAAGUUGAACCCAAAGUCACAGACACUAAUCAAGCAUCAAAUUUGAGUUCAAUGAUACACACAAAAUUUAAGUCAACUACCGUAAACCCAUUGAACUAUUAUCUUUUUGUUGAUGGCCUGGUAAGUGCCAACUCACAGCGAGCAGCACAGUUGAAUGUAUUUCUCCCUCCAAAACGGUCGCCUGUGUUGACUAAUUUGAACAUCGAUCGAAGCGUUUCGGUAGCGGACUGUAUUGGAUACAUUUUGCUCAACUUGUUGAAACUUCAGGAGGUUAGUGAAUUAAACGAUCCGUCAUUUUUAAAUCCCAAUUUCUGGAGACUAGAACUUGUGGAUGAAGACGGGGAAAAUUAUGGCUCUUUUGGGAUUUUGGACAGAAACAGAACCUUUGCUUCCUACAAUAAUCCGAAGGACUUGGCUCUUUGCCGUGUUAAGGAUGUCGUUGAAAUUGAUCGAAAUGAGACAUUGUCUCCGCUUCCAAUAGAGUUCAAACAAAAUCUUUCAGCUUUUGAACAAAAGAAGAAGAGUAUUGAUCAAAGCGAAGAUGACAUACCCAAGGUGGAUCUUCUUGUCAGUGUGUUUGAGUAUGACAAUAGUGGGAUUCCACAGAAAGUACCGUUCAAAGCUCCAAGAAGUUAUACAAUGGGACAAGUUUUGAAAGAAUUUUGUGUCCAAAGGGGACUAAUAACUACAGAGUAUCGCUUCAAGGUUGUGGAGGCUGGUGGCACCAGGAGCCGGUAUGUUAAAGAUGUAGAGCUAUGUAGGAACUUGCAUCUGUCAAUUUUGGAGCUAGUUCCUUCCGAUUCAAAGUUCAAUUUGAUACUCGACAGAGAGGAGAAGAAUAGUCAAAUUGUCCCUGCUACAACUCCCGAGAUGCUUCCAGCAAAUUUAACGGCACCCAAUAUUACCCCGUACAAUGACGAAUUGAGUGCCAAGGUGCAUGAUAUAAAGUUGGAAAGUUCAGCGGUUCCAGCUGCUGCUACGGCAUCGCUACGAAAACCAGAACAAACGAAGCGCAAGCAAUUAUCAAAGUCGACGAAAUCGAUGAAGGAGACUAUGGAAACGAACAAGUAUUUGGACGAUAUAAUUCAGGGCAAUAAUCCACAACUACCGACAAACAUCAAUUCGAUAUAUUUCAAAUGGAAGGUAUUGAAAAACAACAGCAAGAUGAAAAAGAUGAAGAUAAAGACAUUUACAGAAAAGAACUUUAUCAUUGACGGUGACUAUAUUCACAUAACGCCGCCGGAUGACUUGAUGUUAAAAAACAUAGGCGAGUCGGUAUCACAUAAUCAACCACUCAAUUUCAACCAACAUCACACUUACCACAACUUGAACCAGCAGUUGAACCGGGUAUCUAAUAAGCAACUGACAAAAACGUACUCCUUCCACAUAACGCAGAUAAUGAAGGUCAAACAAUAUUCCAAGCAUCCUGACCACUUUCGAAUAAUUGUGAAAAGACAACAAGCUGACGAAGAGAAUGGGUCGAAUUCGAAAGACCCCAUGAAGAAAUUCUAUUUGGUAUCGAAGUCUGAGGCUGAAUGUUCUGAAAUUAUUAGCAAAUUGAAAUGGGUACUACAAGCUUACAAGCUUUCGAGUGGGGUUCUAUAG